GGAACAACCGAUAAAGUUGACAUGUACAGUGCAGGUGUUUUGCUUUUUGAGUUGCUAUAUCAUUUCACCACUGAAACUGAGAGGCAAGCUGCUAUAGGGAAGCUGAAAAAAGCACCCGAAGAGGAAAAGUUACCUCAAGAUUGGCAGUACCCAGCAUAUACUGAUUUGUUGUUCAAGUUGGUCAAGGAAGAACCAACUGAGCGUCCCUCCGCUACUGAGGUUUCACAACAACUUUCUCCGAGGUAGGUGGCUGCCUCAAGAAUCACAUGCCUUGCUCUGAUGAUAAUGAUGGUGGUGGUUUUGGCAGGUUUCUCUCAACAAAUAAGGAAUAAGGUUUUUUAGAAAAUAAAACGGAAGUCUGUUCAAAACAUGUAUUUUGGAUAUCGACUUUGUAACAAACAUGUCUUUUAUGUUUUGUUUUGUAACAAAUAAUUGUGCCGCAGCUGAGGAUGUGGACUAGUUUCUGAA
Tripterygium wilfordii is the source of this 468-nucleotide messenger RNA. RefSeq names its product eukaryotic translation initiation factor 2-alpha kinase 3-like. Gene Ontology annotation, biological process: protein phosphorylation. The transcript has 2 exons. The coding region runs from base 22 to 246 and encodes 74 amino acids. The record is from RefSeq and is a predicted model, not a curated record. Gene Ontology annotation, molecular function: protein kinase activity; ATP binding. NCBI's taxonomy places the organism in Eukaryota, Viridiplantae, Streptophyta, Magnoliopsida, Celastrales, Celastraceae.